UCAACUACAAAUUUUGAAAUAAAAAAACGCGGUACCGGCAAAAUUGUUUGAAAAGAAAUAAACAAUUUUAUUUGUUUUUGUUUAAAUUUAUUUAUUGUUUAAAAAAUAUAUAUAUUGUUAUAAUGUCUUUAUGGGUAGAUAAACACCGUCCCCGAGAGCUAUCCAAAUUGGAUUAUCACAAAGAUCAAGCUGAACAUUUACGAAAUCUCAGCCAACAAGGCGACUUUCCACAUCUCAUGUUCUAUGGCCCAUCGGGAGCUGGCAAAAAAACACGCAUAAUGUGCCUAUUGCGUGAACUCUAUGGAAAUGGCGUCGAACGGCUCCGCAAUGAAACUAUGACCUUUACAACUCCAUCAAAUCGUAAAGUCGAAGUAAUGACAGUCAGUAGCAACUAUCAUUUGGAGGUAAAUCCUUCAGAUGCUGGCAUUUAUGAUCGUGUGGUGGUAAUAGAUUUGAUUAAACAAGUUGCUCAAACUCAUCAAAUCGAUCCACAUGGGCAAAGGGAAUUCAAGGUAAUUGUUCUUUCAGAAGUUGACGAAUUAACCAAAGAUGCUCAACACGCUUUGCGUCGUACUAUGGAAAAAUACGUAGCAACUUGUCGAAUUAUUCUAUCGGUUAAUUCUACUUCCCGAGUGAUUCCUGCAAUUCGUAGUCGUUGUUUGGGAAUUCGAGUCUCGGCUCCUUCACUAGAUUCCAUUGUUGGAAUCUUACAGAGUACUUGUAAGAAAGAAGGACUCAAUCUUCCAACAGAAUUAGCUCAGCGUAUAGCUGAGAAAUCUGAGAGAAAUCUCAGACGAGCGAUUCUGAUGUUGGAAGCAGCAAAAGUCCAACAGUAUCCAUUUUCGGCAAAUCAGGAAAUUGUCGAUUUGGAUUGGCAAGUUUUUCUCAAAGAAACAGCCAAUCAAAUUAUUCUUGAACAAACUCCAGCUAAAUUGGAAAAGAUUCGUGAUCGAUUGUAUGAGUUAUUGGCUCAAGGAGUACCACCGGAUAUGAUUUUCAAAGGAUUGGUUGAGAAUUUGGUUAAGAAUUGUGAUAUGUCACUUAAAGCCAAGACAUUGGAAUUUGCAACUCUGUAUGAACAUCGUAUGCAAAAUGGUUCGAAACAUAUUUUCCAUUUGGAAGCGUUUGUGGCGCAUUUUAUGAAUAUUUAUAAACGAUUUAUUUCGGAAUCUUUGAUGAUGGAUGAAUUUUAAGAGAGAAGAAUUCAAUAAAAAAACAUUAAAUAAUUGUAAAAAUUAA
Episyrphus balteatus (marmalade hoverfly) is the source of this 1239-nucleotide messenger RNA. RefSeq names its product replication factor C subunit 3 (gene RfC38). Bases 123 to 1193 code for a protein of 356 amino acids. The record is from RefSeq and is a predicted model, not a curated record. The transcript is spliced from 2 exons. Gene Ontology annotation, biological process: DNA-templated DNA replication; DNA repair. NCBI's taxonomy places the organism in Eukaryota, Metazoa, Arthropoda, Insecta, Diptera, Syrphidae. Gene Ontology annotation, cellular component: DNA replication factor C complex; nucleus. Gene Ontology annotation, molecular function: DNA binding; ATP hydrolysis activity; DNA clamp loader activity.